Molecule: messenger RNA, 1735 nt
Organism: Cyprinodon tularosa
Lineage: Eukaryota; Metazoa; Chordata; Actinopteri; Cyprinodontiformes; Cyprinodontidae
Product: spidroin-2-like
Exons: 6
Coding region: 8-1405 (465 amino acids)
Source: RefSeq, a predicted model, not a curated record
CAGCAGAAUGGAGGUUCUGAAAGGUCCUGGAAGGUUCCUCAGCAGACAGGAGGUUCUGAAAGGUCCUGGAAGGUUCCUCAGCAGACAGGAGGUCCUGAAAGGUCCUGGAAGGUUCCUCAGCAGACAGGAGGUCCUGAAAGGUCCUGGAAGGUUCCUCAGCAGACAGGAGGUUCUGAAAGGUCCUGGAAGGUUCCUCAGCAGACAGGAGGUCCUGAAAGGUCCUGGAAGGUUCCUCAGCAGACAGGAGGUCCUGAAAGGUCCUGAAAGGUUCCUCAGCAGACAGGAGGUCCUGAAAGGUCCUGGAAGGUUCCUCAGCAGACAGGAGGUCCUGAAAGGUCCUGAAAGGUUCCUCAGCAGACAGGAGGUCCUGAAAGGUCCUGGAAGGUUCCUCAGCAGACAGGAGGUCCUGAAAGGUCCUGAAAGGUUCCUCAGCAGACAGGAGGUCCUGAAAGGUCCUGAAAGGUUCCUCAGCAGACAGGAGGUCCUGAAAGGUCCUGGAAGGUUCCUCAGCAGACAGGAGGUCCUGAAAGGUCCUGGAAGGUUCCUCAGCAGACAGGAGGUCCUGAAAGGUCCUGAAAGGUUCCUCAGCAGACAGGAGGUCCUGAAAGGUCCUGAAAGGUUCCUCAGCAGACAGGAGGUCCUGAAAGGUCCUGAAAGGUUCCUCAGCAGACAGGAGGUCCUGAAAGGUCCUGAAAGGUUCCUCAGCAGACAGGAGGUCCUGAAAGGUCCUGAAAGGUUCCUCAGCAGACAGGAGGUCCUGAAAGGUCCUGGAAGGUUCCUCAGCAGACAGGAGGUCCUGAAAGGUCCUGAAAGGUUCCUCAGCAGACAGGAGGUCCUGAAAGGUCCUGGAAGGUUCCUCAGCAGACAGGAGGUCCUGAAAGGUCCUGGAAGGUUCCUCAGCAGACAGGAGGUCCUGAAAGGUCCUGGAAGGUUCCUCAGCAGACAGGAGGUUCUGAAAGGUCCUGAAAGGUUCCUCAGCAGACAGGAGGUCCUGAAAGGUCCUGGAAGGUUCCUCAGCAGACAGGAGGUUCUGAAAGGUCCUGGAAGGUUCCUCAGCAGACAGGAGGUCCUGAAAGGUCCUGAAAGGUUCCUCAGCAGACAGGAGGUCCUGAAAGGUCCUGAAAGGUUCCUCAGCAGACAGGAGGUCCUGAAAGGUCCUGGAAGGUUCCUCAGCAGACAGGGGGUCCUGAAAGGUCCUGAAAGGUUCCUCAGCAGACUGGAGGUCCUGAAAGGUCCUGGAAGGUUCCUCAGCAGACAGGAGGUCCUGAAAGGUCCUGGAAGGUUCCUCAGCAGACAGGAGGUCCUGAAAGGUCCUGGAAGGUUCCUCAGCAGACAGGAGGUCCUGAAAGGUCCUGGAAGGUUCCUCAGCAGACAGGAGGUCCUGAAAGGUCCUGAAAGGUCCUGAAAGGUUCCUCAGCAGACAGGAGGUCCUGAAAGGUCCUGGAAGGUUCCUCAGCAGACAGGAGGUCCUGAAAGGUCCUGGAAGGUUCCUCAGCAGACAGGAGGUCCUGAAAGGUCCUGAAAGGUUCCUCAGCAGACAGGAGGUCCUGAAAGGUCCUGGAAGGUUCCUCAGCAGACAGGAGGUUCUAAAAGGCGCGGUACUGAGAGGUUUGGCUGCAUCAUUUGGCCUUUUCUGCAUUAAUAAGAAUGAUGAACAAAAGGUUCUGAUCUGAAGCUCCAGUUUUCCUCAGCUGCUGUUGUUCUGUGAUGGGACUGAUAAAUCCUCUGAUCUUCU